AUGCAUCUUUUGUUGUUGUUGGGAGUGAUCUUUGUCUUCACGAUAGGUCGUACUCAAGGUGGUGACAAAUGUGAAGUUUGUUACCUGAAGGAUUGUUGCGAAGACCCCAUAUCCUCUGGUGGGAGAAACAUCAAAACAAGUGAAGGAAAAAUAUUCGGAGCGUAUUGUGAGCAAGGUUGGACGUACAUAUUUAGAAGAUUCAACGGGGUAGAGGAUUUCUAUCGUACUUGGGUCGAGUAUCAACAUGGUUUUGGUGACCCAAGAUGGAGAGAAUACUUCAUUGGAUUGGACAACCUUGCAAGUUUUGUGAAGGGUCGCAAGUGCAAAGUGCGAAUUGAUUUAGAGGCCUGGCCACCAGUAUCACCGGCUAAACGAUUUGCUGAAUAUUCGGUAUUCUCCAUCGCUGACAAGACCGAUAAGUACCGUCUUGCCAUUGGAGAAUACAGUGGAACAGCCGGUGAUGCAAUGAGUCACCAUAAUCGACAACAGUUUUCGACGUACGAUGAAGAUAAUGAUAUUGACAGUAGAAGGAAUUGUGCAAGCGUUUAUAAAGGAGCGUGGUGGUACAAGGGCUGCCACAAUUCAAACCUGUUUGGUUGGUACUACAAAGGACCAGAUUGCCCAAAGUAUGCCCAAUGUGUCGCAUGGUAUAGGUGGCCAACAGUCAUCGGAUCCCCUGAUAAUUUUUACUACUCAUUUAAGAAGGCGUCGAUGAAGAUACAUUGCUGUUAG
Molecule: messenger RNA, 732 nt
Organism: Owenia fusiformis
Lineage: Eukaryota; Metazoa; Annelida; Polychaeta; Sabellida; Oweniidae
Source: the annotation of a GenBank genome assembly